AAACACGAGACAGAAUCUAGCUGUCCGAAGGAAGCUUUGCUAUAUCUUUGUCCAGUUUUACGGGUCCUCAUUUAGAUUAUUUUACCAAACCCCCAACUUCCACAACAGUUUUCUUCAAUUAGAUCUAAAUCUUUUUCUCAUUGGUGAUCUAAUCUUUGGCUGAAAAUUUUGUGAAGAUGAGUGAGGUUUUCGAAGGUUAUGAACGACAGUACUGCGAACUCUCUGCCAAUCUUUCCCGAAAAUGCAAUUCUGCUUCUGCUAUUACAGAUUCAGAACAGAAGAAACAGAAGUUUUCGGAGAUCAAUUCUGGGAUCGAUGAGGCUGAUGUCCUGAUUCGGAAAAUGGACCUGGAAGCGAGGAGUUUGCAACCAGGGGUUAAGGCUUCACUUCUUGCUAAAUUAAGGGAAUACAAAGCUGAUCUGAACAAAUUGAAGAAGGAAUUCAAGAGAAUUUCUUCACCCAAUGCUCAUGAUGAGUUGUUAGAAUCAGGGAUUGCUGAUAUACACUCGGUUUCUGCUGAGCAAAGGGAUCGAUUGUCAAUGUCAGUGGAGAGACUAAAUCAGUCAAGUGAGAGAAUUAAGGAGAGUAGAAGAACUGUUCUGGAAACAGAAGAGCUCGGUAUUUCGAUACUUGAAGAUUUGCAUCAACAGCGACAAACUCUUUUACAUGCCCAUAACAAGCUUUAUGAUGUGGAUAGCGCCAUUGACAAGAGCAAGAAAGUUUUAACAACCAUGUCGAGAAGGAUUACCAAGAACAAAUGGAUCGUUAUCUCGAUAAUCGUAGCACUUGUCCUUGCAAUCAUCUUAAUCCUGUAUUACAAGAUUUCACAUGGCUGAUGAAAUCUUUUGAACCAUUAAUGGUCUGCAGUUUGUAUAUGUUGAUUCGCAUUUGAUACUUCCAUCUUUAAAUAAUGGUUUAACACUUUGAACUGAUAUAUGUUAUAUGUAUAUUUGCUCUUUACGUUUCUGUUUGUUUUAUGUUGUAAAUACAUCAAGUGAAACUGUUGUUUGCAUUUA
Molecule: messenger RNA, 1016 nt
Organism: Gossypium raimondii (Peruvian cotton)
Lineage: Eukaryota; Viridiplantae; Streptophyta; Magnoliopsida; Malvales; Malvaceae
Product: vesicle transport v-SNARE 12
Exons: 5
Coding region: 177-836 (219 amino acids)
Biological process (GO): vesicle-mediated transport; vesicle fusion; intracellular protein transport
Cellular component (GO): Golgi apparatus; ER to Golgi transport vesicle membrane; late endosome membrane
Molecular function (GO): SNARE binding; SNAP receptor activity
Source: RefSeq, a predicted model, not a curated record